UCAAAUAAGAUAGAAUUAAAAUCUCUCUGAGAAUAAUCCUCCAUAUUUUGGCCUCCAUUUCCAAACCCGAAAUCUUGUUUGUCUCUCUCAGCUGCAGACUUUACUCAUCUUCUCACUCUACUCCGCCUUCCAUCUCUCCACAGAAGAAGAGAGAUUCUCAAAUUUAAUUUACUUGAUCUGCAGAUCAUCCAAUCAUUUCGAAAAACUCGAUACUCCUAUUCCGCAUUGAUGGAUCAGGAGCAAGCUUCUGAUGCCCUAAAUUCACCUUCAGCUGCAAUCGGCAAAAAGCUCAGCGCCAAGGCUGCUGAAUUCGUGCCCCGCACCUCCUCCUCCGCCGUCGCACCACCUCCGCCGCCGCGCCUGCUUCAACCUGUGUACACGAGGCCGCCGUCCUUUGUAUCGCCUCUGCCGCCGCCUUACUAUGGAUACGAGGCCUAUUACCAGCAAGAUGCGGCGCCGUUCUAUGCGUAUAACGUGAAUCCAGUUGGCCGGGGAGAGCAAUCGCCCGAUGCCAACACUGCUAGCUCUGCGGCUUCUUCGGCGAAGAAUGGAUUGUACGAUGCACACCAGAAAGUAGUCCGCCAGGUCGAGUUCUAUUUCAGUGAUAUCAAUUUGGCAACAACUGAUCAGUUAUUUAGGUUUAUGUGCAAAGAUCCUGAAGGUUAUGUGCCACUUUCUGUUGUUGCAUCAUUCAAGAAGGUGAAAAGUGCCAUUACCAACAUCACACAGCUUGCUAGUAUCCUGCGGAGCUCAAAUAAACUGUUAGUAAGUGAAGACGGAAACAAUGUUAAACGCCAGCAUCCAUUAACUGAAUCAGAUAUGGAAGAGCUGCAAUCUCGUAUAGUCAUUGCUGAAAACUUGCCCGAGGAUCACUCCCACCAGAAGCUCAUGAAAAUAUUCUCAUCUGUAGGAAGUGUUAAGUCAAUCCGUACCUGUGCACCUCAGAAUUUAAAUGGAAAAACAGGAAAAGGUGACAGAUCACAGUGUGCUGGCAAGUUUCAUGCUUUUGUGGAGUAUGAAUCUGUUGAAUAUGCCGAGAAAGCGGUCUCUGAACUGCAAGAUGAGAGCAACUGGAGGAAUGGUCUGAAAGUUCGAUUGCUGCUUGAUAGUCCUCAAUACCUAAGCCGGCCAGCGACAUGUCAAAUUUACUGUGUAAAAUCUACUCAAGCACGAACAAAGAAAGCUGGUCACGAGGGUCAGCCCUCUGGUAAGAAAGACGAGGCAACCGUUAGGGAGACGCAGGGUUUCAAGGAGAAUCGCUUGGAAGAGUCAGUGUGGAACUGUGAUGCACGAAAUAAUGAGCUUCAGUUGGAGGAUUACACAAAAGGCAAUGGACAGAAGAAGGGGCGCAAUUCUGGUAGUGGUGGUGGCAGGGGCAGAGGAAAAGGGAAGGGGCAGGGGCAGGGGCAGGGGCAGGGACAGGGACAAGCACGUAGACGCCCUCAUCACGCAGCUAAUGGAGGAGGUGGUUUUGGACCGGCAUCAUUAGAUGUUCCAGUGUUGAACUCAUCCAAGGCGCCUCCUGUUCCUCGUAUGCCAGACGGCACAAAGGGAUUCUCUAUGGGUCGAGGGAAGCCGUUAGCCAUAAAAACUGCUUAAUGCAAGCUGAUUAAUCGUCAUCGGCUUAACAGGUAGUCUGUUGAUUUGGAUCAGACUAUGCCUUGCUUGUAACAGAAUAAUAUGAUUUGCUGACCUAGAAAAGGAGCUAUAGUAGCAUUGGUGUUUCCCUAAUCAGGUUUAGAGGGGCCCUCACUGUAGAUAGCCAAACUUUCCCCUCUCCAUCCAUAUAUAAAUCAACAGCCGUAGACGAGCUAUUGAUUUUACCACUUGUUUGUUUGAGAGAACAACAGUAUUCAAUGACAACCGCCAACACAACAUUCAAACAGUUGUUUUUAUAUGAAAUCGAAUUGUGUCUUCGUGGA
Messenger RNA from Salvia hispanica, 1922 nucleotides. RefSeq names its product la-related protein 6B-like. Gene Ontology annotation, molecular function: mRNA binding. Lineage: Eukaryota; Viridiplantae; Streptophyta; Magnoliopsida; Lamiales; Lamiaceae. Gene Ontology annotation, cellular component: ribonucleoprotein complex; nucleus. The record is from RefSeq and is a predicted model, not a curated record. Gene Ontology annotation, biological process: RNA processing.